Molecule: messenger RNA, 1639 nt
Organism: Chenopodium quinoa (quinoa)
Lineage: Eukaryota; Viridiplantae; Streptophyta; Magnoliopsida; Caryophyllales; Amaranthaceae
Product: formyltetrahydrofolate deformylase 1, mitochondrial-like
Exons: 8
Coding region: 265-1248 (327 amino acids)
Biological process (GO): 'de novo' IMP biosynthetic process
Molecular function (GO): formyltetrahydrofolate deformylase activity
Source: RefSeq, a predicted model, not a curated record
AUUAAAAAACCACUCAACCACCUUGCUAAAAAGGGUUAGAAUUUUGCUUCAAACAAGAAUUUGAUAAAACGGAGCCCACCCAAAACGGCGUCGUUUAACUUGUUCUCUUCGCAAGCUUUACAGCGUUGCCGUUUGGACCCUACAAAAAUUUUGAUCCUUACCAGAUGAAAGUGGUUGGCCACCAUUUUUCCCGAUUUCAGCUUUUUUAAAAAAAUCCUGGAAAAUGGGAGGCGCCCAUUUUUACCAUUAAGAGAGAAAAACGGAAUGAAUGAAAAAAAAAAGAUGAAUUUCUUCCGAAAAAUCUCUUCACAAUCCCAGUUUUCCAAAAUUACUCAGAGAUCCUUCAAUUCUUUCAAAUUUACUGCAGACUCCCUAGAUCCUCCUCUUGUUCAUGGCAUUCAUGUCUUCCAUUGCCCAGAUGCAGUUGGAAUAGUGGCAAAGUUAUCAGAAUGUUUAGCUUCAAGGGGUGGAAACAUUUUGGGAGCUGAUGUUUUUGUACCAGAAAAGAAGCAUGUCUUUUAUUCUAGAAGUGAAUUCGUUUUUGAUCCUUUUAAAUGGCCAAGGGAGCAAAUAGAUGAGGACUUCCAAAAAAUUGCUGAAAAGUUCAAUGCAAUGAAAUCAGUUGUUCGUGUGCCUGAUUUAGAUCUGAAAUACAAAAUCGCAGUUUUUGCUUCAAAACAGGAUCAUUGUCUUGUUGACUUGCUACAUUCAUGGCAGGAUGGAAAACUGCCUGUAGAUAUAACUAGAGUGAUAAGUAAUCAUGAUAGACAUCCUGAUUCCCAUGUGAUGCGUUUUCUUGAGCGUCAGCGUAUUCCUUACCAUUAUCUGAAGCCUGUCGCUGGAAACAAAAAAGAGGAGGAGAUCUUGGAUUUGGUUCAGGAUACAGAUUUCCUUGUACUUGCUCGGUACAUGCAGAUAUUAUCAGGAGAUUUUUUGAAAAAGUAUGGAAAGGACGUCAUUAACAUCCACCAUGGCCUUUUGCCAUCAUUCAAGGGUGGGAAUCCAUCAAGACAGGCUUUUGAUUGUGGAGUAAAAAUGAUUGGUGCCACAACUCACUUUGUAACAGAAGAACUUGAUGCAGGACCAAUCAUUGAACAAAUGGUUGAGAGAGUUUCUCACAGGGAUAACUUGCGAAGUUUUGUACAAAAAUCAGAGAACCUUGAGAAACAGUGCCUCUCAAAGGCAAUAAAAUAUUACUGUGAGCUACGCGUUCUACCAUAUCUGGAUAACAAGACCGUUGUGUUCUGAGUGGAAAAUGGUAGAGAUUCAGCUAAUGUAUGUAUAUACAAACAUUCAUUUGACUUAGAUUUUGACAAGGAAAUAUGAUUAUUCUUAAAGAGAAAAUUGAGAUAAAUAUAUUCAGCUUCCGUUGCCAAAUGUGGGUCAAAUAAAAUGCAAUUUAUUUACUAUGAUUACGGUUGCAAGUCUGCAAGUGUAGGUCAAGCAAAAUGCAAUUUUAGGCUAAGUUUGAGCUUAUAUGGUGAUACAAUAUCUUUGUUUUUUCCUCUUUGCUCUGCUACUGAGAUUUUUAGUAUCUCUAGUUCUUUAGCCUUCUGAGAUUAUUCAUGCCUCUGAGUCUGUAAAAACAAUACUCGUAUACUGCAACUUUACCUGCUGCUGUCACCCUGUUUUCGAUUUA